Messenger RNA from Drosophila erecta, 9194 nucleotides. It is a transcript of the gene Khc-73, whose product is annotated as kinesin-like protein KIF13B. The coding region runs from base 408 to 6236 and encodes 1942 amino acids. Gene Ontology annotation, biological process: cytoskeleton-dependent intracellular transport; microtubule-based movement. Gene Ontology annotation, cellular component: kinesin complex; microtubule. The record is from RefSeq and is a predicted model, not a curated record. Gene Ontology annotation, molecular function: ATP hydrolysis activity; ATP binding; microtubule motor activity. The transcript is spliced from 18 exons. NCBI's taxonomy places the organism in Eukaryota, Metazoa, Arthropoda, Insecta, Diptera, Drosophilidae.
GUAUUUUGUGGGCACCCUGCGCACGGUCACACUCAUCGAUAGUCGCCAAAGCAAUCGAUGAUUCGCACCACAAGUAAAAAGUGCUGAGAAAAACGAAAACGCGAAAAAUGAAAACGCAAUACAGAAAAGCAAAAUUAAAGUGAAACCAAGUGCGAAAACGAAGGAGCUAAAGAUUGCGUGCACAAAACUCCCGCGAGGACGACAACUACGACAACUACAGCUAACAACUAACGGUCAUAAAAAGUCAAAAAGCAACGCAGCCCGAGGAGGAGGAGCUAGCCACGCGCCCCGCUGCAGCCCCCGCGUAGGGAGCCCCGCCCACCCGCAUCUCCACUCUGCUCCACUUAAAUAGAGAUUCAAAAACAACACCCGCUGCAUCCGCAUCCACAUCCACAUACGCAUCCGCGAUGGCGAGUGAUAAGAUCAAAGUCGCCGUAAGGGUGCGACCCUUCAAUCGCCGAGAAAUCGAACUGGAUACGAAAUGUAUCGUGGAAAUGGAAAAACAGCAGACUAUACUGCAGAAUCCGCCAACACUGGAAAAAAUCGAAAGAAAACAACCAAAGACAUUUGCCUUCGACCACUGCUUUUACUCAUUGAACCCCGAGGACGAGAACUUUGCGUCUCAGGAAACUGUGUUCGAUUGCGUGGGACGUGGAAUUCUGGAUAAUGCAUUCCAGGGCUAUAAUGCGUGCAUAUUCGCUUACGGCCAGACAGGUUCUGGCAAGUCGUACACGAUGAUGGGCUCCCAGGAGAGCAAGGGCAUCAUUCCACGUCUGUGCGACCAGCUCUUCUCGGCCAUAGCAAACAAAUCCACACCGGAGCUUAUGUACAAGGUGGAGGUGUCCUACAUGGAGAUUUAUAACGAGAAGGUCCACGAUCUGCUCGAUCCCAAGCCGAACAAACAGUCGCUUAAGGUACGCGAGCAUAAUGUUAUGGGCCCAUAUGUGGAUGGACUGUCGCAGCUGGCUGUGACAUCCUAUCAGGAUAUCGACAACCUGAUGACCGAGGGCAACAAGUCACGAACGGUGGCCGCCACCAAUAUGAACGCCGAGUCGUCGCGCUCCCACGCCGUCUUCUCGGUGGUCCUCACUCAGAUACUCACGGAUCAGGCGACGGGCGUGAGCGGCGAGAAGGUGUCCCGCAUGUCCCUGGUGGAUUUGGCUGGCUCCGAGCGGGCUGUGAAAACGGGAGCUGUUGGCGAUCGUCUCAAGGAAGGCUCCAACAUUAACAAAUCUCUCACCACACUGGGCCUGGUUAUUUCCAAGCUGGCCGAUCAAUCCAACGGCAAGAAGAGCGGUAACGACAAAUUCGUUCCUUACCGCGACUCCGUGCUCACCUGGCUGCUGAAGGACAAUUUGGGCGGCAACUCCAGGACUGUGAUGGUAGCGACAAUCUCGCCGUCGGCAGAUAAUUACGAGGAGACGCUUUCCACGCUUCGUUAUGCAGAUCGAGCCAAGCGCAUUGUUAACCACGCUGUUGUCAACGAAGAUCCCAAUGCCCGCAUCAUUCGUGAGCUGCGACACGAAGUGGAGACCCUUAGAAGUAUGCUGAAACAUGCCACUGGCUCACCGGUGGGCGAUGUCCAGGAUAAGCUGGCUGAGAGCGAGAACCUGAUGAAACAGAUAUCGCAGACUUGGGAGGAGAAGCUGGUUAAGACAGAACGCAUUCAGAACGAACGGCAGCAGGCUCUAGAGAAAAUGGGCAUUAGUGUACAGGCCAGUGGCAUAAAGGUAGAGAAGAACAAGUACUACUUGGUCAAUUUAAAUGCCGAUCCGUCCCUUAACGAGCUGCUGGUCUACUAUCUGAAGGAUCGCACACUGAUUGGCGGACGCAGUAUCAGUGGCCAGCAGCCGGAUAUACAACUUUCCGGUCUCGGAAUCCAGCCCGAACACUGUGUGAUCACUAUCGAGGAUAGUGGACUGUAUAUGGAGCCAGUGCAGGGAGCGCGCUGCUUUGUCAACGGAUCUGCUGCUGUCGAAAAGACACCACUCCAGAACGGCGACCGUAUCCUGUGGGGCAACCACCACUUUUUCCGCGUCAACUCGCCGAAGAGUAACAACACUAGUAUGUGCGCCUCGGAGCCCCAGACGCCGGCGCAACUGAUUGAUUACAAUUUCGCACGCGAUGAGAUUAUGCAGAACGAACUGAGCAACGACCCUAUCCAGACGGCCAUUGCUCGGCUGGAACGUCAGCACGAGGAAGAUAAGCAGGUGGCGCUUGAAAAACAACGGCAGGAGUACGAGCGUCAGUUCCAGCAGCUGCGCAAUAUUCUAUCGCCUAGUACACCAUACGCUCCUUAUGCUCCUUACGAUCCACUGCGCAUGGGCAAGAUUACCCCAAAUACUCCCACUUCGCAAAUGCGGGUGGAAAAGUGGGCGCAGGAACGAGAUGAGAUGUUUCGUCGCAGUUUGGGUCAGCUAAAAACUGACAUUAUGCGUGCGAAUUCUCUCGUCCAGGAAGCUAACUUUUUGGCAGAGGAGAUGGAGAAGAAGACCAAGUUUUCAGUCACUCUGCAGAUUCCGCCAGCCAAUUUGAGUCCCAACAGAAGGCGUGGGGCAUUUGUUAGCGAACCCGCUAUUCUGGUGAAGCGCACAAACUCCGGCAGCCAGAUCUGGACGAUGGAGAAGCUGGAAAACAAGCUGAUAGACAUGCGCGAGAUGUACCAGGAGCACAAGGAGCGCGUUCUAAACGGACUGCCCCUUAUAGAGCCAUUCUCAGACGACGAGUUCGACGACAAGGACGAGGAUAAUGCCAAGCCACAGGAUCCAUUCUACGAGUCGCAAGAGAACCACAAUCUCAUUGGCGUGGCCAAUAUAUUCCUGGAGGUUCUGUUUCAUGACGUCAAGCUGGACUACCAUACGCCGAUCAUUAGCCAGCAAGGCGAGGUAGCGGGUCGUCUUCAGGUGGAGAUCGAGCGGAUUGCCGGCCAGAUGCCACAAGACCGCAUGUGCGAGUCAGUCUCAGAAUCCUCUAACGAUUCACGGGAUGAGUACGAUGACCCUGUGGAUCCCACAUCCAAUCAGAUUACCUGCCGUGUGACGAUCAAGUGCGCCAGUGGACUGCCAUUGUCGCUCUCCAACUUCGUCUUUUGCCAGUACACUUUUUGGGGUCACCAAGAGAUGGUUGUUCCGGUUAUCAAUGCUGAAUCAACGGCGCACGACCAGAACAUGGUGUUUAAGUUUGAACACACCCAGGACUUCACGGUUACCAUAAACGAAGAGUUUUUGGAGCACUGCAUAGAAGGAGCUCUGUCCAUCGAGGUGUGGGGCCAUCGCAGUGCCGGCUUCUCCAAGACAAAGGGCUGGGAAGUGGAGCAGCAGCAAGCCAAGGCCCGUUCCCUGGUGGAUCGCUGGGCGGAGCUGUCGCGGAAGAUCGAGCUUUGGGUGGAGAUUCACGAGCUUAAUGACAACGGCGAAUAUUCGCCAGUGGAGGUGACCAAUCGCAACGAGGUCUUGACCGGUGGCAUUUACCAGUUGCGUCAGGGUCAGCAGCGGCGGGUGAAUGUACGGGUGAAGCCUGUGCAGAACUCUGGCACCUUGCCCAUUAUCUGCCAGUCGAUUGUGAACGUUGCCAUUGGCAGUGUGACAGUGCGAUCCCGGCUGCAGCGACCACUGGAUUCUUACCAGGAGGAAGAUCUCACCGUGCUGCGCGAGAAGUGGAGCGAAGCACUGGGACGAAGGCGUCAAUACCUUGACCAACAGAUCCAGAUGCUUAUUAAGAAGGAGGAGAAGAACGAGCAGGAGCGAGAGAGGGAGCUAAGCUUGGUUCAUCAGUGGGUCUCGCUGACGGAGGAGCGCAAUGCGGUGUUGGUGCCAGCUCCUGGCUCGGGUAUUCCGGGAGCACCUGCUUCUUGGGAGCCACCGUCCGGAAUGGAGCCCCAUGUGCCCGUCCUCUUCCUCAACCUGAACGGCGACGAUCUGUCGGCACAGAACACCAACGAUGAGCUUUCCGUCGCCGGCAUCAAUUCCAUUCUGUCCAAGGAGCACGGGCAUAAGUUCUACACGCUGCAAAUCCUGCAGCACCUGGAUAAGGAUGUGUGCUGUGUGGCCAGCUGGGACUCUUCGAUGCACGACAGUCAGGCCUUGAACCGCGUCACUGAGGCCAACGAGCGGGUCUAUCUUAUUCUGCGCACCACGGUACGCCUCUCGCACCCGGCACCCAUGGAUCUCGUGCUCCGCAAGCGACUGAGCAUUAACAUCAAGAAGGGACAGACGCUAACCGACCGCCUAAAGAAGUUCCGACUUGUGCGGGGAGAGAACGCCAUCUGGCAGAGCGGCGUCACCUAUGAGGUGGUCUCUAACAUUCCAAAGGCUUCCGAGGAGUUGGAGGACCGCGAGUCUCUCGCGCAGUUGGCUGCCAGCGGAGAUGAUUGCUCCGCAAGUGAUGGCGAAACCUACAUAGAGAAAUACACACGCGGUGUUUCGGCGGUGGAGAGCAUACUGACUCUGGACCGACUGCGGCAGAAUGUGGCGGUCAAGGAGCUGGAAACGGCACAUGGCCAGCCGCUCAGCAUGCGCAAGACCGUCAGUGUGCCGAACUUCUCACAGCAACUCAUAAAUAAACUUACGCAGAUUAUGCGCUUCGAUGCAUCGAUGGAGUCGCUGCUGAAUGUGGGACGAUCCGAGUCCUUUGCCGAUCUCAAUAACAGCGCUUUAGGCAACAAGUUUACUCCAGCAGGUCACAGUCCAGCAGGAGCAGGCGGAGUCAUCCGAAGUCGCCACAGCUUUGGAGGCAAAGGAAGCAGCGAUGAUUCUCCCGGAAAAGCCUUUGGCAUUGCGCGUCCAACAUUUUUGAAUCUCAAUUUGAACUUGAACACUUUGAGAAUUGCGCCAACGAAACCUUCGCCAGCUACUAGUAAGCUGCUGGGCAUGCGCAUGACCACGUUGCACGAGGAGCCACUGGGCGGGCACAGAUCUCUCGACGAAGAGCCUGAGGACAGCUACAGCGACUCGGAGUACGCUGCCGAGUACGAGCAGGAGCGACAGCAAAACAAAAGCAUGGCCACGCGAUCCCGCCUCACGGCUUCCAAGACGAUGGACUCAUUCAUGGACGUCAGCAGCCAUUCGAACCAGAGCUACUUGAGUUACACGUCCAGUGCCAACGCUAACAUGAAGCAUCUGACCGGCUUGGCGACGCUGAGCAUGAGCUCAUCCACCAGCAGUGGCUAUGGUUCCCAGGCUGUCUCCUGCAACAAUCUGAGCAACGAGGAUAUUGCUUCAAUGCGUUCCAUGAGCAUUGAUGAGACUCCAGAUUUCGAUCGAGUCAACUCGAAUUCGCCACCGAACCGGCAGGCAAGAGUUAACCCCUUCCUCAAGGACAUGCCCAAAACUAAAAUUCAAGAGCAACCAGAGCCGCAGGCUAAGAAGCUGCAGGAAGCAUUCACGCAUCCGUUGGAGCAGCUGGAGUCCAGGGAAAACGCACAAAGCGAUGAUGAUGAAUGCGCCCAACUGCCAAAGAAUAAUAACAACAACGAGGACUUGGUAAAGGAGCCAAAGCAACUUGCAGGCGAAACGCAACUGGAGGAAGCUACAUCGCAACCUGAAUCGCGAACGGAGUUUGCCACAGACAAUCAGAACGGCAACAGGUCCUGCGACGAGCUAAGCCACAGUUCCGAGGAUCUGCUCGAAGGCGAUGGCAUCGUCCGGGAAGAGUUGCCCGCUGGUAAGGUGGUGAAGCGCAAAAAGUCCAACACCCAGCCCCCGAGCAAUGGCAACAGCAUAAAUAACAACAACAACAGCACAAGCCAGGCACCACGCAUCAAUCAUCGGGCAUCGGUGGCCAAAAUGGAGGGUCUCUCCGCAUACAUGGACUCUAGCAUUAUGACCAGCAGCACAGAAGUUGAUGAGGAAAGUAAGGAUGUGGAAGUGGUUCUGCCCGAGUGGAUUGUGGUGGGCGAGUCAGUGCUAAUCCGACCCUAUAACACCAGCGGCGUCAUCCGCUUUGUGGGAACCACGGAAUUCCAACCCGGUGCCUGGAUAGGCGUUGAAUUAGACACACCAACGGGCAAAAACGACGGCAGCGUGAAGGGCGUUCAGUAUUUCCAGUGCAAGCCCAAGCACGGCAUGUUUGUGCGCUCCGAUAAGUUGGUGCUGGACAAGCGUGGCAAGGCGAUGCGAGCCUACAAGGCCGCCGAGAAGAGCAACAGCAUCAGCAAAGAGAUGAGUACCUCCCUGUCUGGUUCGAUGACACGCUCCAAGAGCCGCGGCGAUUCGCUAAACCUUUCGGCGCGUAAAUGAUUGUACCCAAAGUGUUCGCAUCAGCUGCAGCGUUGGACUAAUUGCAGGCAAUCGACGGUAGCCACCAGCGCUGCCAGCAGCCAGCCGGCGACCUGCCACAGAUUGCGUGCAACCAGCGGCGCUGCAGAUGCGAACAGUCAUGGCAAGAAAUGCUAUGCCAAUCGACGCUCGACGGCCUUCUAAAGCUGCCACCCAAGAUAACAAUGUCGAGAACGAGGAGGACGAAGGAAAAGCGACUCGACAAGCAACGAACAAUGCGGAGCAUACUCCUCAUGCCAAUCAUAUUCUAGCUUACUUAACUAUUCUCACCCCAUGCCGCAAAUGAAAUGCCGUACACUUAUCCACACGCUUCUCUAAGUAGUUUAAGGCGGUGUCUACAGCAGAACUAAUUAUUAAUCUAGCUAAACUAAACUAAAUGAAACGAAUCGAUACUAAUCUAACCUAAGCCGGGUAGGCAUUUGCGUAGUUGCAAUAUUUCGAACACUUGAGCGAGAUCGUAAAAUUUAGCGACCCUUCGAUUAAUGUAUGUGUGAAACAAUCACUUUUGAUUCCAUUGUUUUGUGUUCGUGUAGUUAAUUGUCGUUUAUGGCUUUUCGAUUUUUGAAUGAAGCGCUUUACUGAUAUAUUUUGUAAUGGUUCUUUGCCUUUAGUUUAGUUAAAUUGUUUUUGAUAUCAAUGUGACUUGGUUAACGAUGAGCUUAUAUUUUUACUUGUUAUUGACUGUAUUCAAUAUAUAAAUCAUUUGUAUAUAUUUAUAAUUAAGAUCUUGCAAUAAUUUCGUCUCCAUGUUUCCUUUCCUGAGCUCAUUUUCUUUUUAGCGCAUUUAUAUACAAUUACGAAUACAAUACGAUGUUAGUAAUAAUGAAAGCAACAUAUUCUAUAAACCUGCGUCUAAGCAAUUGAAGCCUCCUAAGAUGGUCGUAUCUUGGAACUUACUCCUCGAUUAAGUCGCUUCGCGCCGUCGCAGUUAUAUGUAAAUUGUAUUAUUUUGAUGUGAUGUAUUUAUAAUUUCCCUUUAUAUAUGCAUAUAUAUAAAUAAAAUUUAUUUUACCGUACACGUAGCUCAUUACUUAUGAUUUCUUUUAUUUUCCCAUCCCGUCCGGAAAGUGCAAUAUAAGUGUUAGGAUCUUUAAGUUGUAUUUAUCAAUGUUGAAGGUUGUGUGACUAUGUUUGUGAGGCGUUUUAAGUACCAUUAACUUAGCACCGAGCCAGAAGUUGGUGUAAAGUCCAAAAAUGAAAGAAAGCAAUAAUUGCAUUAAAUAUUCGAUUUUAUGUUAAGAUACUUUAAUAAUCGUACACAAAGAUGAUUGACAAUGUGCCGAAAUAAGAUGGGAAAGUUAAUAAUUGAAUCUGGCACCGGCUAAAGAACGUUUGUACGUAAAACCGUAAACGUAUCCAUCCAUCCAUCCAACCAACCAACAUCCAAAGCACUCCAAAACUGAGUCUGAGAUAAAUUGCAAUUUAAAACACAAUAAGAGCGAUUUACACUUAGAAAACCCAAAAACGAAACUGAAACUGAAAUCCAACAGAAAACAGUUGGGGACGUGUCAAAGGUCAAACCCCAACUGGAAGAUCUACAACCAUUCAUCCAGUGUAUACAAGCAUAAAUAUACACCACUUAUAUAUAUAUUAGGUAUAUAUUUUCGAACUGUUUUUCUACUUGCGUAAAAGCGAAAAGCAACUACCAAAAUAUACUUGAAAAUACGUCCAAAAUUUAAAAUCCAAGGUCAAGAUACAACUAUGAUAUAUACUUACAACUGCAUGGAUAUUCAUGAAUAUAAAUAUAAAUUGCAUAUUUACCAAUGAUAAACCCAAAUGAGACAGGACUAAUUUAAAUAUUGAGUGCUCCCUGGGGGAAUCCCGAAUAAUAAAUCCCAACCAGGGGCAUUUGUUUGAGUACUAUACACGUAUGUGUGUGCAUUUUGUAGACGCCGCAUCUCAAAUUCAAAUCGGUUGAGCACUACAAUUCAGAAUUAAUUUAAUCACAUGAAUGUACAUAGUGAGUGUGGCAUUAUGACCGGCAAAAUCACCAUCAAAUUAACGCAUUUAACUAGCGCAAAUAACUAGAGGUUCAAUUAGAGGUUGAUUGAGUAACGUUAUCGAGUCCCCGAUUGAAAACGAAAGUUAGCAGCAGUUAGCAGCCCAGUCAGUUUAUUUGUAAAAUAGAUCGAGAAGCCAUAGUUGUAGUCAGUGUCAGUGUGCAAUGCAAUGAAAUUAAGUAGCCGUAGGGAUCGCGAUUGGAACGCCGACAAAUUAAAUCGUACCUUGACGUUAUUAAAGAAUUAAUCAUAUUUUUGUGCAAUCUAGUGCAGUUCUCAUGCAAUCAGCCCCGCAAAUGAAAUAGUUUGCCAUUGCAUAUAGCACCUAGCAUAUAGCAUCUAGCCUCUAGCGUAACGGAAUGUUAGGCACACACAUAUUAUAUGGGAUGUAGGAUCGGAAGGCAGCCUUCGGAGGAGUUUACUCGUAAGUUUGCGCACUCUUAGAGCUUUUAGCACGGUCAACGAAUAAAUGUUAUUACACCACAAUUAUAGCUCGACUCCAUCAGCCGUUAAAUAAACUAUCCAAGAGUUCAGUCACGAGUUAAUGAAUAAACUAAACCAUAUGCAAGAUCUACUUUAUCAUACUCGUAGUACACAAACAGACGCACCAAGCAAAGCCAUUGUUGAUGAAUUUGGUUCGGUUCGUUCGGUUUGUAAGUACGGAUAUGCCAGUUUAGUUCACUCCUCACUUGUAGUUGCGAAUGCAGAGCAAAUUCAGAACAAACUAGGGUACAGAAAAUAGGUGUCAGCAGCGGAAACCGUAAAGAUAAUUCUAGUAAUUUACAAAUGUUUUACUCCAAUUUAAGUAUUUUAAUGCAAACACGCCAGAGAAAUUAAACAAAAACACACGCGUAAUCAGCAAAUUUAAACAACUUCAACAAAGCAAAACAAAUUAAAGAGAAUAUGAAAUAUGUACUUA